UUGUGAAGAAGAAAAUGUAGGUUAGAGGAGAGGAAGCAGCAUCAGGACACCUUACCACCACUGUUAGUAAAUGACUUGGGGGUACGGGUUGCUUUUCCGAUCUGCAAAGUAGGAGGGAAUGGGAUGUUUGCAGACGCAGUUGCUAAUUGUGCCUGAGGGCGUGGGUGCCUUUUGUACCGAAAGAACUUUUGGCCGUUUUUUCUUGUAUUGUUUUCAAGUCGCUGCCCGAGUGUGUCCUCAGGGCAUCCUGGGGAGGAGCCGGUGUUGCGGUUUCGGGGCGCAGCCGAGGCCGCCCCGCCGCCUCCCGUAGGCGAUCAGACUUCCUCUCCCUGGCGGUUCCGGGAGGAGAACCUCCUACAACAAACACCGCCGAAGUUUCCCUCUCCAGCGCGAUCGCCAAUCCCAGGAGCGCCCGGCGCGUGGGCUGGGAAGGAGCCGAGCGGAAACCUGGAAGUGAGCCGCGGCGCAGGCGAAUCCCGCGCGUUGCUGGUGGCAGCGCCCAAGAGACCCCGCACAGAAAGUGGGCUGGGAGUCUCGCUUGCUGUACCCGCACCUAAGUGCUCAGAAGCGGCCUUUCGCUCUUCAAAGGGGGGGGUCUUAGAAGCUUGGGGAAGAAGCACAUUGUUUCGGAGUUCCUUGUUGCGUUCUUUCUCCUUGGGAGAAGGGAAUUGCACAAGGAAAAGAAGAGAAGCCUUUAUUUUGUAACUGAAAUUCUCCAGAGUUGAGUUGCGUCGUACAGACUCGGUGCAUAUUUUAAUACAAAACUAAGGGAAGAGGCCAUUUGAUACUUGGCUUCAUCUCAACCGUCAGCCGGGGGUGACUUCAAAAAGACGCAAGAUUGGGCUCUGGGGAGUAAAAGGAAGAAUUAGGAUGGCGGUUUUUCAAGGGAAGUUAAGUCUAGACAUGCUUCUUUGAAAGUCACAAGGCAGAAGUGGUCAAAAGCAGAAUUUAAAAGAACCAAAACAAAUAUCAUAAGCUUGUCCUUCUCUCCUACUGGGAUAUAAAUUCUCCUAAGUAUCUCAUCGAAAAGGCUCCUGGGACGAAAGUCGAUGGGGGCAAAUCUUGGAGGGAAAUUUCGUGACUGUUUGACCAUGGACUAAUUAAUACCGUUCACCUGUAGAGAGGAUGCACUUGGUUCCCAGCGCCCUCCUCCCAGCACAGGCCGCUGCCUCAGCAUCCACCCCGCAGCCCACGUGUGGCAAGCCGGGGAAAGGGUGGAGUGAACGGCCGGAGACCACGUGCAGAAAGGGGCCGCUUUGGCCCUUCCAUCUGGGUGCCGGGAGCCCCUAGGCCCUCCGGCCAUGGCCGACAGCGGCGGUGCUGGCAGCUCGGGCCCCUGGUGGAAAUCGCUCACCAACAGCAGAAAGAAAAGCAAGGAAGCCUCAGUGGGGGUGCAGCCUCCCGCCCAGCCCGCUCCCGGGGAGCCCACGCCACCUGCGCCGCCCAGCCCGGACUGGACCAGCAGCUCCCGGGAGAACCAGCACCCCAAUCUCCUCGGGGGCGCCGGCGAGCCCCCCAAACCAGACAAGUUAUACGGGGACAAAUCCGGCAGCAGCCGCCGCAAUUUGAAGAUCUCGCGCUCCGGCCGCUUUAAGGAGAAGAGGAAAGUGCGCGCCACGCUGCUCCCGGAGGCGGGCAGGUCCCCGGAGGAGGCAGGCUUUCCUGGUGACCCCCACGAGGACAAGCAAUAGCCCAAUAGCCUGCGCGCUCCAGGACUGCCUACCCAGCACUACCCCAAACCCCCAGUUCCAAACCCGAGACUUCAGGCCCGCCCCCUUACGUGUUGUCUCAUUCCACCAAAUUCAGAAUAUUUACACAAUGCCUUCGUGAUUUUAUUUUUCUGGAAAUUGAAGUGUCAAUUGGGUUCUCAAUAUUUCAUGACUCCAAGGAUGCAUUAAAUAUUUAUUUGUGGUAAGAGAAGAUACCUGCCGCGGAGGAGGGUGGCAUAAUUAUUUUUUUUCGAAAAGCUAUUCUGGGGCCCUGGCCCCCUGGCUCCUGUCACAGCUCAGCUUGAACUCUGUAGCCUCUCAAAUGAAGAAGGUGGCUGUUAUUUAGGACUCUGUGGAAAGCAAAUCACAGUGCUGUUUUUAAUGCCUGAGAAAUGCACUUUAGGGGUAGACUUAUACCUUAAGUGAAGGAGUGGGGGAGAAGCAUUUUAAAAUAAGGCAGGAUUGCUUUGAAUGGUAAACUACAAAACUGUACAGCCUAUUUUAGUGUGGACUAUUAAAACCCUUGCACUGUAAGACUUAA
Pan troglodytes (chimpanzee) is the source of this 2250-nucleotide messenger RNA. It is a transcript of the gene PRR15, whose product is annotated as proline rich 15. The transcript has 2 exons. The record is from RefSeq and is a predicted model, not a curated record. Lineage: Eukaryota; Metazoa; Chordata; Mammalia; Primates; Hominidae. The coding region runs from base 1302 to 1691 and encodes 129 amino acids.